Rotaria sp. Silwood2 is the source of this 1128-nucleotide messenger RNA. NCBI's taxonomy places the organism in Eukaryota, Metazoa, Rotifera, Eurotatoria, Philodinida, Philodinidae. The record is from the annotation of a GenBank genome assembly.
AUGGCAUCUAAAAUCAAUAGUUCAAUAAACUUGAGUGCUUGUGUCGGAUUGGGAGAGACCGUAGCUGCCAAUGUUCGGAAUAGCAUAAAAAUAGAACAUGAUCGACUUGAUCUUUAUGCAGGCAAAGAUUUUUUUGAUGAUGAAAAUUUUCGAGCUGCUCUUGAACGUAUGAAUGGUGGCUAUGAUAUCGCUCAAGAUCUAAUUCACAUGUUAGAAGAUUAUUGUCAAAUCGAUCUAAAUCAUGUUCAAAAUCUCUUAUCAUUCAGUCGAAAAUGGAUUAAACAUAUAAAAAAUCAACCCAUAAUCUCAUCGUAUCAUACAACUAAACGUGCUCAAAUUGAUACAAUCCAUAUUGCAAAAGAUCUUGCAUAUAUUGAUGAUAAUCGUUGCAAUGCUUUGCAAGAUAUAAUUAAUAAUUAUCGUAGACUUAUCGAUGAAACUUACAUGCGUGUUCAUUUCACACGUCGUUAUGAACAUUGUCGAUAUCGUGAAUUCAAAAAACUCUUCAAACAUGCUCACAUUUCUGUAGUUAAUGCAAAAACAAAUCUCGACAAAUUACGUGAUCAAAUUCAUCGCAUAGAACAGACUAUUCUGAAUGCAGAUAAAAAUUUUGAAAAAAUGUCAAAUGAUGAAGUUACUAAUGAAAAAAACCUAAUGAAAAAAUCAAUUAUUCAUACCAAAUACGAAACUGAAUUAAAGCGAAUUGAAGCAAAAAUGAAAAAAGCUGAAGAAAUCUAUAUUAAUACUAAACAAGAAUAUCGAAAGAAAGCAAAAGAGAUUUUUUCCCAAUGUCAACAAAUUGAAAAACAACGUCUGGAACAAAUUCGAGAAAUUCUUCUUGUAUUUAUUCGCACGAUGCAUAUACGAAAUUAUGUUUCUGAAAUCGAAAAAAUCUAUGAUGAACUUAUCACCAAUAUCAUUAUUCAACAAAAUCCAUUGGCAGAUUUGAUUUUUUGGGCACACACCUAUGGUAUUGACGACAAUGAAAAUAUUUUAGUUCCUUUGUCAAAUGUCGAAUUGCAAACAACGAUCAACGAUGAACUCCGAAUUACAAUUGCACCUACAACGGUUGAAAGUAGUGUCAUAGAUGACAGCGAUGAAGAGCACAAAUCUAAAGAUAAACAAUAA